Cyclocybe aegerita is the source of this 1236-nucleotide messenger RNA. NCBI's taxonomy places the organism in Eukaryota, Fungi, Basidiomycota, Agaricomycetes, Agaricales, Hemipholiotaceae. The record is from the annotation of a GenBank genome assembly.
AUGCCAGAACUAAUGUUCCCUUCCCACCUCUUGAUCCAGCUUCUCCGCCAUCUCUACACUCAGCUUUCUCUCUGCGGCCACUACUGCUCUCUUCGCAAUCCCUGCUAUGUCGCUCACCAGUCUCUGCGCCCAAUCCACGCUUUUCGGCUAGUUUCGACGGAGUUCAGUCGCGCUUUUCUGAGCUUUGCGUCUUUUAAGGAGACACAGUUCUUCCAACAGGUCGAGGAGGUAUACUACCCAUACGAAUGGCACAUCAACACACGCGUACGUCGUGCGGCCCUCCUUGGGCGCUUCCGGGUGUUCUGGACAAUUGACACGGACAGCGGUGACCGCGGUGUCUUCAGAGCGUACGAUUUUGGGUCUGAGAAAGGGUGCAAGCAGGCAACGGAGGUCAUCGUCAAGGCUUGGAAAGACCCGGAGGACCUAGAGUGUUGGACGGAACGUCGUGCGUACGAAAUUCUGGGUUGCAAUGCCCACGUACCGUCGGUCGUCGCCAGCACAUAUGAUGGCCAUUGCCAGGCUUAUGCGCUAGCUCUCGAGAAGCUGGGACCCUCCUUGGAGGACCUCCUGAACCUCGAGCCAAAUAAACGCCUCGACGAAAGGACCGUCCUCGCUGCGGCCAUCCAGCUGCUCGAGAUCUACAGCGCCUUGCACAACCUCAACGUCGUACACAACGGAGUCAAGCCCGCGAACAUCUGCUUGGCGGGACCCGAAGGCUCCUCGACAAGUCUCCAUCUGAUCGACUUCGGACUCUCCUACUUCCUGAACCAGUCCACCCCGGUCGCAGACCGCGCAAACACGGUGGGAAACCGGGUCUUCCUGAGCGUCUUCGGGCAUCAUGGUAUUACCCAAUCCCAGAGAGACGACCUCGAGUCGCUUGGCUACCUAUUCUCGUUCCUCUACCACGGUUCUUUACCGUGGUUCGACCCUUUGCGGUCUUCGAGACGGCGCCGAGCGGCAAGUUCCCUGCCUGCUCCAAAGAUAUGGAGCAUCAAGGCAUCGACGACUGCGUCUGUGCUCUUCCAAGGCAUGCACCCGUGUUUUCAGCGCUACUGGAAGGACGUCAAGUGUCUUGCAUUUGGCGAGCGGCCGGAAUAUUCGGUCUUGAAGUCUUAUUUUAUAGAUGCUUGGGAAGAGAAGGAACUCGGAGGAACACCUGGAGAAUCUAAUUGGGUCGCCCGUUGGAACGGGCUGAAGAAUGAAAAUAGCGGUCAGAAACAGUUCCUCUUGGGCUAA